This is a messenger RNA of Pseudozyma flocculosa PF-1, 1401 nucleotides long. RefSeq lists its product as uncharacterized. Lineage: Eukaryota; Fungi; Basidiomycota; Ustilaginomycetes; Ustilaginales; Ustilaginaceae. Gene Ontology annotation, cellular component: cytosol; cytoplasmic ubiquitin ligase complex. The transcript has 3 exons. The record is from RefSeq and is a predicted model, not a curated record. Gene Ontology annotation, biological process: nucleophagy; autophagosome assembly; autophagy of mitochondrion. The coding region runs from base 1 to 1401 and encodes 466 amino acids. Gene Ontology annotation, molecular function: Atg8-family ligase activity.
AUGAACGCUCUUCAGACCCACUUCUGGGCCGUCCGCGACUACCUCUCGCCGGUACUGCGCGAGUCCAAGUUCAAGGAGCAUGGCCGGAUCACACCAGACGAGUUUGUCGCCGCCGGAGACUUUCUCUCGUACAAGUUUCCGACCUGGCAAUGGUGCAGCGGCGACAGCUCCAAGGCUCGAGAGUACCUGCCCAAGGACAAGCAGUUCCUCAUCAGCCGCGGCGUGCCAUCGCUCCGCAGGGUCAGCCAGAUCGAAAAGGGAGCGGGCGUCGGCAUGAAUGACGACGACGAGAGGCUCAUGAGCUUUGCUGCCGACGGAGACGAGGCGGGCGGCAAGGGCGGCGACGACGACCAGUGGGUGGCCACCCACUUCGACCAGGACGCCGGACCAUCCGCUGGCAGGGCGGACAUCGCCGACAUCCCCGACAUCGAGCAGGACCCAUCGGCGCCCUCAAACCAGCUCACGGAGGGGCAAGAAGACGACCUUGCGGCCCGAGUGGCGGGCCUCGGUGUCGGCGGUGGCAGCGUCGGUGGCGCGAGCAGAGAGGCAGGUGGCCAUGUGGGAGACAUCAAGGACGAGAUGCCCGACAUCGGCGACAUUCCCGACAUGGACGACGAGAUGGAUGACAUGGGCGCCGGCGUCGAGGAGGAGGACGACGCUGCCACCAUGCAGACGGCCACGAAGGCAUCGACCUCGGCUGCCGGCGUGGGUGCGGCGGCGGCCAGCGGCAGCGGCGACGGCGGCAAGCUGCUGUCGGUGCGCAAGUACGACUGCAUCAUCACCUACGACAAGUACUACCAGACGCCGCGGAUGUGGCUCGUCGGCUACGACGAGCACGGCGUGCCGCUGAAGCCGUCGCAGAUCUUUGAAGACGUCAGCUCCGACUACGCGCAGAAGACGGUCACCAUCGAACCCUUCCCGCACGGCCACGCUGGACCGGACGGAUCGGCGCCCGCAUCUUCCGGCGGUGGUAGUGGCGCCGGCGUGGCGACGGCGAGCAUCCACCCGUGCAAGCACGCCAGCGUCAUGAAGAAGGUCAUCGAGCGCAUGAACGCCAGCGUCGUCGAGGAGCAGAGGAAGGCAAAGGAAGGGUCGUCGGCGACGGCAGGGGCAGGGGCGGGGACGGACAAGAAGAAGAAGAAGGGCUGGGGGCUUAGCGGGGCGGUGCGCAAGGUGACGGGGGGCACGUCGGCCGCACUCUCACCUUCGGCCUCGUCCAGCGGCGACACCGCGUCAGGGUCAGCACCCGGCCCGUCGACGUCGCCGGGUAACGGCGAAGGCGGCGACGAGGCGACGACCGAGGUCGAGGGCCUCCGCGUCGACCAGUACAUGAUCAUCUUCCUCAAGUUCAUGGCCAGCAUCGUCCCCGCCAUCGAAAUCGACGCCACCCAGGCCGUCUAG